CUGAACAACUUCACUUAAAAACACAACAACUUCGUUUUCAUCGAGACCCAGUUCCAAAGCUUCUUCUACUUCUCCAUUUUCUACCUCCAAUCUAAUACACACCAACAAGGAAACCCCAUUUUUCCCUUCUUGCAUUUCAACUUGGAACUCUCUUAUUUUUCUCUCUACAUUGAUCCAUUUUAUCAUCGGCUAAAGAUUUAGGCACUCUGCCGUCAUAUAACAUUCAUUCAAGAUGGCAGCAACAACAUUUUCUAACUUGUCAAUGGCAACGUCAAGACCCCAGAUUCCUUCAUCACAAAGGUUUGCAAAUAAAGGUCCUGCAAUUCUCGGAGGCAGGUUUAAGUUUGGUUCAUGCGAUAAACUAGCAAGUGUCAGUCAUGUUGCUUCAGCACGACCCUUCCACCACGGCUUAAUAUCAUGUGCAAGUACCGUAAAAUUUGACAAAAUCAUAACAAAGGCAAUGUCUGAGUCUAGUUCAAACAACCAAGUUACAGGAUUGCCAAUUGAUUUGAGAGGUAAAAGGGCUUUUAUUGCUGGUGUGGCUGAUGACAAUGGAUAUGGUUGGGCAAUAGCAAAAUCUCUAGCAGCGGCAGGAGCUGAAAUUCUUGUUGGCACCUGGGUACCUGCUUUAAAUAUAUUUGAGUCCAGUCUACGGCGUGGAAAAUUCGACGAGUCGCGCAAAUUACAAGAUGGUUCAUUGAUGGAGAUUGCUAAAGUUUAUCCUUUGGAUGCAGUCUAUGACAAUCUUGAUGAUGUCCCUGAAGAUGUAAAAACUAACAAGCGCUAUGCUGGAGCCUCAAAUUGGACUGUCCAGGAAGUUGCUGAAUCCGUUAAGAAGGAUUUUGGUACUAUUGACAUACUAGUGCACUCACUUGCUAAUGGACCAGAGGUUAGCAAACCAUUGUCGGAGACAUCUCGGAAAGGAUAUCUUGCUGCCUUGUCUGCAUCUAGUUACUCUUAUGUUUCUUUACUCAAACACUUUCUUCCAAUCAUGAACCCAGGUGGAUCUUCAAUCUCUCUUACAUACAUUGCUUCAGAAAGGAUCAUUCCUGGAUAUGGUGGUGGUAUGAGUUCUGCCAAAGCUGCUUUAGAAAGUGAUACGAGAGUGCUUGCUUUUGAAGCUGGUAGAAAGAAAAGAAUCAGAGUGAAUACUAUAUCUGCAGGUCCACUUGGAAGCCGCGCUGCGAAAGCAAUUGGUUUCAUUGACAUGAUGAUUGACUAUUCAUUUACCAAUGCACCACUGCAGAAAGAACUUCAUGCCGAGGAGGUAGGCAACACUGCUGCAUUCUUGUCAUCACCCUUGGCAUCAGCUAUCACUGGUGCUAUUAUCUAUGUUGACAAUGGACUUAACGCCAUGGGCGUUGGAGUUGACAGUCCAGUAUUUAAAGACCUUGACAUUCCAAGCGGCCAUCAUUGAAAUAAUAGAACUUGAAGUGAUUAGUUUUUCGUUUCUUCAAGUCCUACAUGGCUUAGGAUGAUGAGAAAACUGUUAGUUAACUUUCACAGUUUCUUAAAUUGGUAAUUGGUUGUUUGAACACUUGAACUUAAUAACCAUUGAUUUUCCAUCAA
Messenger RNA from Lotus japonicus, 1569 nucleotides. RefSeq names its product enoyl-[acyl-carrier-protein] reductase [NADH], chloroplastic-like. Gene Ontology annotation, biological process: fatty acid biosynthetic process. Lineage: Eukaryota; Viridiplantae; Streptophyta; Magnoliopsida; Fabales; Fabaceae. Gene Ontology annotation, molecular function: enoyl-[acyl-carrier-protein] reductase (NADH) activity. The record is from RefSeq and is a predicted model, not a curated record. Bases 233 to 1417 code for a protein of 394 amino acids. The transcript has 13 exons.